UAAUGCGCCCUAUCAAUCUGCAUCAAAAUCCAAAGUGUUGCGCUCGUCUGCAUAUAAUGCAAGCCACAAUCUAGACACUCACACACAUUUGUGCCACUGAAAUAGCAUUUUAAAUCAUGGCUUCAAACGCAGAAAGUGAUAAAUUGAAAGAAGAACUUAAAAGAAAACAGGCCGCCGUCAAAGAAUUGAUUGACAAUGAGGAAUGUGCCCUAAAAAAGCGUCUACCUCGGAAGUUGCCAAAACGUGAUUGUGAUGUGUACGUUUCGAGAAAAACUGAUUUCAAACAGCAACUGAAACGGUGCCAAAAGAUUCUUGAUAAUGGAAACCUGGUGUGCAUUCAUGGGCUGGGUCAGGCAAUCAACAGGGCUAUAAAUUUGGCUCUCCAGUUGCAGGCAUCGGGACUUGGGACAGUGGAACUCGAGACGCACACCAGCACAGUGGAACUUGUUGAUGACAUCAAACCACUGAACGACGAUCACGAACCUGACACUUUGGGUCGGAGUAAUUCUGCAGUGCAUAUUCGAGUGUUCAGACCAGAUCUUCAAUCAGCUAUGGAUGAACUCUCAGAGAUAGAAAGAGUGACUAAAUCCGUGAAAACUUGAUCUAUUAAUUUUGACACUGGUCAAAAUUGUGUUCGUUAAUAAUGGUUUUACUAAUUAAUGGAUAUUUCUUAAGCAAAUCAAAUUUAAAUAUGUGUUUUGUUGUUAUUAAAUAUGAUUUAUUGUUAGGAAAAACUGCUAAUGUUGUUACAUCACUGAUGAUACCUGGCCCAUUAACUGGUGCUGAUCAAUUUGUAUGCUCCCCCAAAAAAAUUUGGGGGAAGCAUAUAUUCACCGCUUCGUCUGUCUGUCCGUCCGUGUGUCCAUCCGUCCGCCCAUGCACAAUUUUUGUCUGGGCUAUUUCUCAGCAACUAAUGACCAGAAUUCAAUUAAACUUUAUGGGAAGCUUCACUACCAAGAGGAGAUGUGCAUAUUAUCAGCCGGUUCUGGUCGGAUGAUUUUUCACAGAGUUAUGGCCCUUUGAAAAUUUCCAUUAACUGUACAUAUAGUGCAAUUCUUGUCCGGGCUAUUGCUCAGCAACUAAUGACCUGAAUUCAAUGAAACUGUAUGGGGAAGCUUCACUACCAAGACGACAUGUGCAUAUUAUCAGCCGGUUCUCGUCGGAUGAUUUUUCACAGACUUAUGGCCCUUUGAAAUUUUCCAUUAACUGAACAUAUAGUGCAAUUCUUGUCCGGGCGCUUUUUCUCAGCAACUAAUUAUGGGAAUUCAAUGAAACUUUAUGGGAAGCUUCACUACCAACAGGAGAUGUGCAUAUUAUCAGCCGGUUAUGGUUGGGUGAUUUUUCACAGAGUUAUGACCCUUUGAAAAUUUCUAUAAACUGUACAUAUAGUGCAAUUCUUGGCCGGGCUAUUUCUCCCUUACUACUGACUGGAAUUCAAUGAAGCUUUAUGGGAAGCUUAACUACCUUGAGGAGAUGCAGAUGUUAUUUAUGGGUUCUGGUUAGAUGAUUUAUUUAGAGAGUUAUGGCCCUUUGAAAUGUUUAUGUUGCUAAACUAUCCAUCGUAUUAUUUUGUCCAAAGUUAUGCCCCUCAAGACGUUUCCUUUUAUCUGAAUAUAUAGUGCAAUAUUGUGACAAAAAAAAUCUUUGGGGAGCAUCACCCGUCUCCGACGGUUUCUUGUUUAUUAAUUACUAAUCAUUGAUGCCAGUGAUCGAGGCGAGUGACUUACUCACUGAGGUCAUGUUAAGGGUGCAUUUGAUUAUAUAACACAAAGAGAUGUAUUUUUAAAACUUUUAUUUACAAAGUUGUAAUGCAAAACCAUUACAUAAUUUGAUGUAUCCCUUAAAACUUUUUUUUAAACAUUGUUGAUAAUGUAUGAUCAUCAUGUCUCAGGUGGCCCAUGUCCUUUGAAACUGCCACUUGUGUGUUGAUCCCCUCUGAUGCUAGGUUUUUACCACCCACUGAAAAGCAGUAUGUGAAAGUUUACAUUCACAUGCUUAUGUCAUUGUGUGCCAUUAAUUGAAUUCUAUCAUAUGGAAAGAAAGAAUAAUUAUUUGUUUAUUAUUAGCCUCAAUAAAUUAAGCAUUAAA
This is a messenger RNA of Dreissena polymorpha, 2088 nucleotides long. Its product is annotated as ribonuclease P protein subunit p20-like. The record is from RefSeq and is a predicted model, not a curated record. Bases 117 to 602 code for a protein of 161 amino acids. Gene Ontology annotation, biological process: tRNA 5'-leader removal. Gene Ontology annotation, molecular function: nucleic acid binding. Lineage: Eukaryota; Metazoa; Mollusca; Bivalvia; Myida; Dreissenidae. The transcript has a single exon. Gene Ontology annotation, cellular component: nucleus; nucleolar ribonuclease P complex; ribonuclease MRP complex.